Chenopodium quinoa (quinoa) is the source of this 2565-nucleotide messenger RNA. Its product is annotated as coilin-like. Gene Ontology annotation, cellular component: Cajal body. The record is from RefSeq and is a predicted model, not a curated record. Gene Ontology annotation, biological process: spliceosomal snRNP assembly. The coding region runs from base 127 to 2262 and encodes 711 amino acids. NCBI's taxonomy places the organism in Eukaryota, Viridiplantae, Streptophyta, Magnoliopsida, Caryophyllales, Amaranthaceae. The transcript has 14 exons. Gene Ontology annotation, molecular function: U2 snRNA binding; U1 snRNA binding.
AACCCUGGGAAAACACUUCAAUUCAACUUUUGGCUUCUCACUCCUUUAACUUUCUGGCAAAAACCCACGAAAAAUCCCAAACACUGAAACAAUCUCGUCUUCCUUUCUCUCUCCUACUCGAGAGUGAUGGAGGCGACGCAACAGCAACGAAGAUUGCGAGUAAAUUUCAAGGAUCGUGGAAUUCUAACCAAAACCCAGAAAAAAUCUGGUCUCAAGCGUUCAUGGGUUCUUCUCAAACCUCAAUUUCAGACCAUUUCCGAUGUUGUUGCAUAUCUUCUUCACUCCUUUGACCUGCAUCAUUCCUGCCCUAAUGGCAUCGUUCUUUAUAUGGAUGGCUUUGCUCUUCCACCGUUUGAGUCGACUACCAUUUUGAAGGAUAAAGACGUAAUAAGUGUGAAAAGGCUAGGGUCGGGCAUGUCUGGCACGAUGAAGGCUAUUGAAGAGGCCAGGCCUUUCAUUGAAGAUGAAAUAGUAUUGAGGCAACCGUUACCUUCUGCUGUCAGGCUUUUGGCAAAUGAGGAAUUUGAUAAAGAGACUGGAGGCUACCUAAGCGAACUUGAUAAGGAUGAAGAUGAAGCAGAGGAGCCUGUGCAAAUUGCUCGAGAUGGAGAUGUAGCUUCCAAAAAGAGAAAAGCAUCCAGCAGUAUUGAGAACUCUAAGAAAAAAAGACAGCGCCAGGUAACACCCAAACGUGUUGAGAAGAAGGUUGUUGAUCAGCUUACCAAAACAUUACAGAAGAAAAGAAAACUUGCUAAUGGGAGUAAGCAUGAUGGAACCGUAGAUUGUGCCAAAAAUUCGGAUCAAAUAUCCAAGUCUGAUGGAACUGUUAAAUGCGCCCAAAAUUCUGAUCCAAUACCUAAGUCUAUUGUGCUUGAAGAGAAAAAGGAAGAGACUGUACAAGCGUCUGGUGUGCCUAAUGAAGCUAAAAAGGUAUCCAGAGGCACUCGCCGUAAGAGGUUGCAGAGGCAGUGGAGAAAAUUACACCCUGACAAAGCUAAUGUCGAUGAGGGUGAGAAGCAAUUGCAGGCAAAAGAUUUAAAUAAAGAUUCAGGAUCUAAAAAAGAUGCAAGUACAAACAUCAAACAGCUAGCUGAGGAAGAUAGUGACGCAGAUGGUGAUCUUGUCCCUGUAGAGAUUCGGCCCGGACACAUACGCUUCACUCCUACUGGGAAAGCAACUGAUGCUCAAAAACUUCAAGAAGAAAAUGGGGGGGAUGUUCCAUCAGUCCAAAAAAGUUCUUGGGAAGAUGACUCUGCCCAGAAGAAUGUUUGGGAUGUAAACAAUAAAGUAGUGAAGGAACCAUAUUCCUGGAACGGAAUCACAAACAAAAGGAAAGGUCAGAAAUGGGGCAGAGAGAACCAGCCAAACUCCAGGAAGGAAUACAGAGAUUAUAAUGGCCAUUCUUCUAGUUCAAGAGCUAACAGAAACCAACGAACCUCCUCCUGGAAGGAACCAAGAGAUCGUAAUUCAUGGGCUUCUAGAAAACAGCGGGCCAAUGAUUCGUCUACAAAUUUUGAGAAGCUCGUUCCUCUAACUGAUUUGCCUGAGAUCGGCGACGUCCUUGCAUAUCGUUUAUUGGAACUGUCAUCAACUUGGUGCCCUGAGCUGACAUCUUUUCGGGUAGGAAGAAUUACAUGUUUUGAUAAAGAGUCAAAUAAAAUCAUUAUGGUUCCAGAACCCGAAUACCCACUUAAUCUUAAGAAGAUGGAAGGUGGUGAUCACGAUGAUGACGAUGACUCUGCACAACCUCCACAACCUUCCCUCUAUAAUGAAGAUGGAUCCUUAGAGAUAGAUUUCCCUUCUCUUGUUGAUGUACGUAUUCUAAAGCGUGGUGACCCUAGUCAAUCAAAAGCAGUCUCAGCAGUUGCUAAUGGUACCUCUGCCCCUUCGGGACCUUCGGGAUGGAGCAAGGGAAACAAUAUAGAUGGUAAUAGUAAUGGUGCAUCAGAUGUUGGCAAUCAAGAACUUGGUACACCUGAUGCUUCUGGAGUGAGCGAGAGCAACAAAAAAGAUGGAAGUAAUGGUGCAUUAGAUACUGGUAAUCAAGAACUACAGACACCUGCUGCUACUCCUGCAAACGGGAAAAAAGAUGUGUGGGAAGAGAUAAGUGAUGCCUUGUCAGCAAAGAAAUCACAGCUUUCUCAAGAGGAUAGAUGGAACAAGAAAGAGCCUUCAGCUAAACGGUCAUGGUCAUACAGAACUUUAAGAGGGAGUGCUCUUGGCCCUACUAUGGCGAGGUUAAGGGCACAAAAUGGUGUAUGAAGUAUGAACCAUGAAUAGGUGACCAUGAUAUUUUGGUACAUAGCCUCGAAGUGUGAGCCUUGAUCCUCUAAUUACUUGCCACAUUAUCGUGGUUAUUUUUCUGGCGUGUUUAAAUGUAUAGCCUCUUUGCACUGGUCUAUUGUUCAGUGCAAUGAUCUUUUGUGGCCUUUUUAACUAAAUGGUUUCAUGCUACAAAUUUUCGAGGUUAUUAUGUUCACCUUAAUGUAAUCUACAAUCAAUCAAUGAUAUGUACAGCUAAUAGACCUUAAUAUAUGAAUUUCUGCCCUGCACUGUUUGAUUGAA